This is a messenger RNA of Ananas comosus (pineapple), 1345 nucleotides long. Its product is annotated as probable aquaporin PIP1-2. NCBI's taxonomy places the organism in Eukaryota, Viridiplantae, Streptophyta, Magnoliopsida, Poales, Bromeliaceae. Gene Ontology annotation, biological process: transmembrane transport; response to water deprivation. The transcript has 4 exons. Gene Ontology annotation, molecular function: water channel activity. The record is from RefSeq and is a predicted model, not a curated record. Bases 185 to 1054 code for a protein of 289 amino acids. Gene Ontology annotation, cellular component: plasmodesma; vacuole; plasma membrane.
CAUCAGUCGCACUCCAUCUUCUCACAAGCCCACUCCUCCUCCUCCUCCUCCUCCUCCUCCUCACCUAGCUAGCUUCGUCCCCUCACUCUUUUUGAAGUACUCAAACUGAUCAGGAAUAUUAUCAUCAGGUGAGAGGGAAUAUAUUAAGAGUAAAAAAGAAUAUACAGUACUAGUAAGAAAUAAAAUGGAAGGUAAAGAAGAGGACGUGCGGGUGGGGGCGAACAAGUUUCCGGAGCGGCAGCCGAUCGGGACGGCGGCGCAGAGCCAGGAGGAGGGGAAGGACUACAAGGAGCCGCCGCCGGCGCCGCUGUUCGAGCCCGGGGAGCUGGCGUCCUGGUCCUUCUACCGCGCCGGCAUCGCCGAGUUCAUGGCCACCUUCCUCUUCCUCUACAUCACCAUCCUCACCGUCAUGGGCGUCAACAACUCCCCCUCCAAGUGCUCCACCGUCGGCAUCCAGGGCAUCGCCUGGGCCUUCGGCGGCAUGAUCUUCGCCCUCGUCUACUGCACCGCCGGCAUCUCCGGUGGGCACAUCAACCCAGCGGUGACGUUUGGGCUGCUGCUGGCGAGGAAGCUGUCGUUGACGAGGGCUCUGUUCUACAUGGUGAUGCAGUGCCUUGGGGCGAUAUGCGGGGCUGGGGUUGUGAAGGGGUUCCGGAAGGGGCUCUACGAGGGCAGUGGGGGCGGGGCCAAUGUUGUCGCCCCUGGAUACACCAAAGGAGACGGCCUCGGUGCUGAGAUCGUCGGCACCUUCAUCCUCGUCUACACCGUUUUCUCUGCCACUGAUGCCAAAAGGAAUGCUAGGGACUCCCAUGUCCCCAUCCUUGCUCCCUUGCCUAUUGGGUUUGCUGUGUUCCUGGUUCACUUGGCCACCAUCCCCAUCACUGGCACAGGCAUCAACCCUGCUAGAAGCCUUGGAGCUGCAAUUAUCUACAAUAGGCCUCAUGCUUGGCAUGACCAUUGGAUUUUCUGGGUGGGACCAUUCAUUGGAGCUGCACUUGCUGCAAUUUACCAUGUUGUUGUGAUCAGGGCCAUUCCAUUCAAAAGCAGGGCUUAAAACUUUAGUCCACCCCACUCAUGCCACCUUUGUUUUAAACUUUAUGUUUGUGGCUUGUUCCUAAUUGUAUCCUCGUUAUCUUAUCUUAUCUUAUCUUAUCAUCCAUCAUGAGUUUGAGCUUUUACUUUAUCCUCUCUCUCCUUCUCCUCAGCAACUUGAGUUUAUGUCCUCAUGUAUUUCAUCAUCAUCAUCAUCAUCUAUGUGGCUGGUUUUCAAUCAAGUGUGUACAUUAUUAUUAUUAUGUAAUGCUGUUACCAGAAGUGCUUUUUUAAAUUAGCAGCUUCUAGUGUA